AAGCUGAUCUCCAUUUCCUUUGCAGUUCUCUACAACCAUAAGCUACACAGUACUUCACUAUUAUACCUUUAUAAAGGGAACCAAUCGUUCGCAACAUAUUUACAAAUGACAAAAAGCACAAAACAACAACACGACUAAUACGUUCGGAGUUGCCAAUCUAGCGAUAAUCGGCCGUCGUGAUUUUCACAGAUCCAGAGCACUACAGUCGUACAUCCUGUUUAUAUUGAGAUCACCGGACGGGACGGACGGACAGGGCUGUGAAUAUUAACUUUGAUGUGACUGCGGGGUUUGUCUUUCGUACGCUAGAUAUUUCUUUGUUUUUGUUUUGGCUUUGGAACGCUCUGAAUCUUUGACACUUGCCGAUAUAUAUAUAUAUAUACAGUAGUGUACCGGUGUUGUUUUGUUUGUAUGAUAUGUUGAUGUGAUGACAACGAGUUGUUAUUGUGUGUUAUGUGGUGGUAAAUAGUGUUCGACCUGUCGCUGUUGAUUUAGUGAUCAGCUGCGUUUUAUUUCCUUUUUAGCUGUAGAUCAUAACAGAACUGAUAAGAGAGACACUGAAUUUUUAAACUGAAAGUUAACUGUUAAUACACAAACUUAAAUAGCAUAGACUCCAUUGUUUCCUUAUUUUUUACUGAAGAUGGAAGUUAAUGUCGUGGGCACAUACGGCAAAAAAGAGAAAUUUAGUCAUCAAAGAGUUCCAUCAGGAUCUCAUGAAUUUAAAGAAAUGACUAAACGCGACGCUGUUAACCAACUGCAGCAUGAACUUGACAGCCUGUUGAGUACCGCCACUGAGAAUCAAAUUCCAAAGCUGAGAACACAACUUGAAUGUUUUAGGCAGCUUUUUGAGCGCUUUCUCAGCGAAAAGGGUCCAUCAAUUAUCUGGGAACGUAUUGAAAAGCUUCCCGAAGAUGCCGUUAAGGAUUACUUUUCUCUUCCGGAACCGUCAACACAACUCGUGCGCGAGAUGUUAAACAAACUUGUUGUAAUCAAGUUGAAUGGUGGUCUGGGAACUUCAAUGGGUUGCCAUGGCCCUAAGUCUAUGAUUCAUGUGCGAAACGAAUUAAAUUUUCUUGAUCUCACUGUGCAACAAAUUGAACAUCUCAAUAAGACGUACGAUGUCAAUGUACCCCUUGUUUUAAUGAACUCGUUCAACACCGACGAUGAUACCCAAAAAUUUGUACGUAGAUAUAAAGGUCUUAAAGUCGAGAUAUAUACUUUUAACCAGAGCUGUUUCCCAAGAAUCAGCAGGGAUACGUUACUACCGAUUGCAAGAACAUGUGAUAUUGAAGGUGACAUGGAAGCAUGGUAUCCACCUGGCCACGGUGAUUUUUAUGACAGCUUCAGAAACUGUGGGCUCUUAAAAGAGUUUAUUCAACAAGGUCGUGAAUAUUGUUUUAUAUCUAAUAUUGACAACCUUGGUGCAACUGUUGAUCCAAAAAUUCUGAAUCUUCUCUUUCGCCCCGAAGACAGAUCACCAGAAUUUGUGAUGGAGGUAACAGACAAGACAAGAGCUGACGUGAAAGGUGGUACCUUAAUACAGUAUGAACAAAAGUUACGAUUGCUGGAAAUUGCACAAGUUCCUAAAGAACAUAUCGAUGAUUUCAAGUCAGUAAAGACUUUCAAAUUCUUCAAUACAAAUAAUUUAUGGGUAAAACUCAGUGCUAUAGAACGAGUACUGCAAGAAAAAACACUGAACAUGGAAAUUAUUGUGAACAAUAAAACAUUAGCUAACGGACUGAAUGUUAUUCAACUAGAGACUGCUGUAGGUGCAGCAAUGAAGACUUUUAAUGGUGGCCUCGGUAUAAAUGUUCCUCGGAUGCGUUUCUUGCCAGUCAAGAAGACAUCAGAUUUACUGUUAGUGAAAAGUAACUUAUAUAGCCUCAACCAUGGCUCUCUUGUUAUGAGCCCUUUACGCAUGUUCCCCACGACACCAUUGGUCAAGCUGGGUGACAAUCAUUUUGCAAAAGUAAAGGAAUUUCUAUCAAGAUUUGCAGAUAUUCCAGAUCUUCUUGAACUUGAUCAUUUAACUGUUUCUGGUGAUGUGACAUUUGGGAGGGGUGUGUCUCUGAAAGGCACUGUAAUUAUUGUUGCUAAUCAUGGUGACAGAAUUGAUAUACCAUCUGGGGCAGUGUUGGAAAAUAAAAUAGUGUCAGGCAAUUUGAGAAUUUUGGAUCACUAGUACUGUGUUAAAAUUCUGCAAUGAUGAUUCAGUGUUUAUGUUUGCUACAAAAAGAAAUGCAAACAAAUUGUUAUGUUUCAUCCAUAUUUUAGAUUUUCUUGCAUUCACUAGUCCUGAUUUUUAUGUUUGUUAAUUACUAUUAGUAAUCUGGAUUCACAGUUGUACCAAUGAAAAUUUUAUUCAGUUUUUUUCUUACUUCUGAUAUGAACCUGUAGUUAUUGCCACCCCUUUGCAUUUGGACUUCAAAUAUUUGUUACUCUUACCAUUUCAGAUAUUCAAGUGAGCUUAAUGUCAGUAUAUGUACAGGAUUUAAAAUUGUAACUAAUUCACUGUUAAGGUGUUGCUUAGAAUUUUAUGAGUUGUUGCCUGUGGUUCAUAGUGUUGUCUCAAGGUUUCAGUAAUGGUAAAUCAUCAGAUAUGUCGUGAUGAUCUCUUCUCCAGGACCUAUUAUAAAAUUAUUGCCUGAGUAAGUGAUUUUACAUGAGUUCUAUGUUAUGCAGUUUGUGAGCACUAUUAAACUAUAAAAAGGAACACAUCUAUUAAUAGAAGUAUAUAUUCUUUUAAUGACGAUCUAUUGUAAAUGAUGUCUGCAUCUCAUAUAUUUCCACUGCUUUCAGGAGUUUAGCAUCGAUGAGUUAUACAGAUUUCUUAGUCACAAUACAACUUACUAUUAAUUUUAUAGUAUUUUUUGGUCACAGUUGAUUCUUUCCUGAUGUAAAAAUUGCUUAAAUGGUUCUCAAGUGUGACAACAGUACACCAUCUUUAGGUUCAGAUGGUACUGUAGGGUGCUGUAAUGCCAAUCCAAUGUACAUGGUAGCUUGCAAGAAAAACAUAGACAACAAGAGGUAUGGAGGGACUAAAUCACUGCAGAGGAAUUUGACAUGAAGAAUUUCCUUUCAGAGAAAAUACUAUGGAUCUCACACUGCAUUGAAAUCCUGGCUGCAGACCAGGACCUAGGCAUUGUGACAAAUUAUUACUGUCUAUCUUGUGUGCCCUGGUUUCAAGCCCCUGUUAGUGUGUUUGAUUCAUUGUUCUAAUCCCCUUCACCUCUUCUGGGCAUUUGAAUUUUUGCUAUGGGCAUCCAUGUAAACUUGUCACUACAUCUCCCUAUAACAGCAUAAGUUCAAGAAAAUAGUGAGCAGCUGUUGUAUAUAAAUAUAUGCAGGUAGUGUGUUACGACAGCAUGCAACAUUAUGCUAAAGGACCGUUUAUACAGUUACUUACGUAUAAUUUUUUUCCAAUGCCAUUACAGUGCACAAUUCAGAUAAACGAUAAUUCAUUAAAUAAAUCGGAUACUAUAUUGUCUAUUUCCUGAUUUAAUAACACUUGUUCAUGGUACUGUGCAGCAUUAAUACUGCUUUGCCAUUGCCUGUUUCACACUUACUUCUUCUGUCAAGCUGUGUGAAUGGCUGUAUAAUUUAUUUUGCAUAAGAGGAGAAAAUUCAUGUAGGUCUAUACAAUUUAGUUAAGGGUAGGGUAAAUUCAAUCUUUUGUGUUUCAUAUUUGGAUCGUGUGUGUAUCGCUUAUUUGUGGAAAAUGUCACACUUAAUGGACAUUCACCCUGAAUGUUGAAAAGUUUUCUUAAAAACAGUUACACUGAACAGUAAAUCAGAAAGUACUUUGUGCUGUGAAAUUACUGUUAGUGUAGACUGCAUGCAAAAAGUAGUAGUGUGUUAGAUAUAAAUCCAUUGUUUUGUAGUAAAUUACUACUGAACAUGAUAACGUCUUGUGAAAUGUUAAAAAAAAAUAUUGUUGUAUAGUUCAUAGUUUUAGCACACACAGUGUGAGAGUUAAAUCAGAAAUGUUGUUUGUAAUGGAAUACUAUGCAAAGUAUAUUUGUAGACCAGGUAUAAAAUGUAAUAGUAUGUGUUAUGAAUUUCUGUGAGCUACUGUGGUGAUAUUACAAAUAAUUGAUUGUAAAAAUUGUGCUGUUAAAAUUUGUGCAUUAGAAACAUUGAAAAGUUUUAGCUAUUAAACUCAGUUGAGUUGUGUAAUACCUUACUUACAGUAAGAAAAUGACAGGAUUGCUUCUGUGGGUUGUUAUCAGUUUAGGAAAUGAUGAGAAUAUAGGAAGAGUUUAUGAAAAUAUGAGGUCUGUAACUAGCCUAACUGCAACAAGAUCAGAUUGCAUGCUCUAUCCUAAGUGCAAUGGAUUGUGUUUCUGUAGUAUGUAAUGUGUACUGUGAAGGAAAUUUUUAAAGUUAAAACUUUAAGAAGCAAUAUAAGAUGGAAUAGAUAUAUAUGUAUUUUUAAAUCAUUUGGUACAUCAGUAAUCUCAUUUAUGAAGCUGUUCUUUUUCAAUUUUGGUGAGGUCCUUUUUGUGUAUUACUGCUAUGUAUGUGAAAAGUAAAUGUAGGGUGCUGAAUUGUGAAUAAACAUAGUAGACUGUUGUUGUUCUUUUUAUUUUAGCCUCAAAUUAAAACAAAUUGUUUUAUGGUGUUUCUAAAUUGGCUGUUUGGAAUAUUUCACCACUAGAAUGAAUAUAAUAUUUUAGAAAAAAGCUUUAUUUUCUGUCUGUUUUACUUUUUAUUUUCAUCCUUAUGAGUGAAAUAUCAGUACAUAGGUCCCCCCCCCCCUUCCAUAAGCUAAAUGAAAUAGAACAGCUUCUAGAUUUACAGUUGAUUCUCAGCAGGAGAUUGAAGUUGCUGCUAUUUGUUGAAGCUUCUAUAUUAUAACCAUAUUCUUGACCCAAGGUACAAAGAGAAAUAUAUACUGGAAUCUAUAAGUUAUCUUGUACAUAAUAAUCAAAUACUUGUGUAACAAUUGUGUGUGUUAACAUGUUUCAUAGAUUAAAUAUAUGAAACAUGUACCACAUCAAAUAUGUGGAUCUACAUAUUUUAAUGCACUAGACUCCCGCUGAGCUGGUCAUUCUUGCGACAUAUGGGUGCCGGAUUAUUUAGCGCCUGAAAUUUAUUUUAUUCAUUUAUUUUGUUUUUUAUUUAUUUUGAAAACAUAGGGGAUAUAGUGUACUGUACUUUAUUAAACCAAAGGAUACAAUUUUAAAACACAGGAUAUAGUUUAUUGAGUUCAAAAAUGCAUUAAUUUCCACAGAAAACAGUCCUCGGGUGUAUACUGUACGUAAUUAUACAGUCAUAUCACUGACUAUGAAACAUGUCCCUAAUUUUUAACUGUUGCAAUGAUGAUACGCAAUGGUAGCAUGCUUUAUCAUGCAACUGCUUUACAAGCAUUACAUUGGUACUGCACAUAUGUUUGUUGCCAAAUAUACUCCAGGAAGACCUCAGCACCAGCAGUGUGAGAAAUCUUAAUGCUCUCUCCUCUUGUGUCCUGUUCUUCAUCACUUUCAUCACUACUUUCUUGCACGCUUUUGAUUAUUUCUUAAUCUGUUAAAGUUUGGUCCUUAUGACAGUUUUCCUCAUUCAGCCACUUAGUAACAUCUUGAUCAUCAAUUUCUCCUCCUCCUGGAAGGUUGUGGUACAUGUCUGUGUACAAAGUAAUUGAUAAUUCCAAAUAGACUGGCUCAUCACUGUCACUCACUACUGGAUCCAACUAGUUAUGAAUGAGUGGCCACAAUUGUCUCCAGCUCUCAAUUAUGGUAGUACUCUCCACUUUAUCCCAUGCUUUGGCUGCUUGGAAAACAGCAUCAUGUAUGUUAAUUGAUUUCCACACCUUCAGCAUAGUCUCAAUAGAGUCGUUUUCACUUUCAUAUAGCAAGGAGAGAAGAAGUAAAUGUCGAUAACAAUGUUUAAUUCAUUCCAAAAUUUGUUGGUCCAUGGGCUGAAAGGGCUGUCACAUUGAAUGGGAGAAAGAGUGCUUGUAAAUGUACACCAUCUGACUUUAGAGGAACAUCUGAAGCAUGACUGAGAGCAUUGUCAAUUGUAAGGAUACCUUUCAGUGGAAGCUUUUUUCUUUAGCUCUUUUCUCACUGCUGGUACAAGUGUGUCAUGGAACCAUCGAGACAAUAUUUGUCUGUUCAUCCACGCUUUCUUCUGAGCGCAAUACUGUGCUGAUAGAGUAUUUAUGUCAGUGUGUUGAAAACCAUGUGGGUGUUGGGAUUUUCAAGUCAUCAUAAGCGGUAGUUUAUGACUCCCAUUGGCAUCUCAACUUGCCAUUAAUGCUACAUGCUGUUUGUUGCUUGUAACCACAAGCUUCAUUCUCGUUCCUGGCAGCUAAUAUUUUUGAAGGAAGCAUCUUGUAAAAAAGUCCUGUAUCAUCAACAUUAUACAAGGCAUCAGCUGUUAAAUCUUCUUCUAUUAUCUUCUGUAUCUUGCUUAAAAACUCAUCAGUGUCCUUUCCCUGGUGACUGUCAGCUGCCGAAUGCCAUUUUGUUCUUUCCAGUUUGAUAGCCAGACUUCACUUGCUGCAAACAAGUCACUACUGCCAAGUUGUUUGUUAAAUGGAGGUGCUUUUUCCUUUAUAAUCAGCCCACUGGCUGGAAUUCCUUUACUGUGUUGCUGUAUGAACCAUCUAUAAACAGCUACAUCCAAUUCUUCAUUCUCACUCUUUCGCAUAACCUUCUGUUUUUCCAACUCGCUAUCCAUUUGUGUUGAGUACUGUUGAAUAAUGUCCUCUUUCUUUUUGAUGUUGUAAAUACUUGCUCGUCCAACAUUGAACUCAGCAGCAAUGGCUUACAGCGAAGAACUUCGGUUUAACUUAUCUAAAAUUUCGAGUUUGUGCUUGAGUUCUAGCGAAACGUGUUUCCUUUUAGAAGAUAUGAUUCCGAAAUGUAAAGAAAGCUACCAUUUUAUUUACAGUAUAUAAAGCAUUGUUUAACUAAGCAUUGUCAUGCACGAUAAUUCAUUGUGCACUUGUUUUUGGGUGUGCGUCAGACUACUGUUGGCCUGAUUAGUGAGUCUCGUGUAAUGGUAGAAAAGUAUUAAUUUGUAAGUAUUUCAUUAUUGUUUCAUCUGAUUUUUGUACUGUUCUGAGAAUUUUUAUUUUCAUGUGCCAGUGAAUCUCCAUAUAUCAGAUGUACAGCAUAAUAUAAGAUUAUGCUUGAAAUAAUAGUAUGCUGAGGCUGACUAAUUCUCACCUCGUGAAUUUAUAUUUUGAUUAGAUAAAAAAUGUGUGUGUGAUCUUAUUCAGAUUUCAGAGUGUAACAGUAUUUGUCUGCUUUUUGUUUUGUGUACUUUAUGUAUAAUUUUUAUUAUUUGUUAUUAUAAUUGGAAGCAGUUGAAUUUUAUGUUACCUUUAAGAACAUCCCUAUCUGAUAAAAAAUUUUAUAUUUUGUUAUGUGCCUUUGUUUUUAAUCAUGUGUUGUCAUGAAUGGAAUAAAGAUUUGUAAUGACAGAUUGUACCCUCCUGUAGGGCUACAAUGGGUCAUGAUGCUUGAUUAUAAUAGAUCAUUUGUUUUUAUGUAAUGGGAAGUUGCUUUCCUAUGACAGAUCAUCAAAUGCACAUACUGAAGUGUAAUGUACCAUAUUUGGUUUUAUGUUUUUGUAUUAUUGUUCUGAGGAGUGAUUUGAUAUAUAGCACGCUGUUGAUAACAGAAAUUUUAUAUCUGUAAACACCAUUGUAACGUAUUGUAUGCAUGAUUUUUAUUUUGUUUUUUAUGUGAAUCUCUGUCUGUAAGUAGUUUGGCAAGAGUGUAAGCCAGCAGUCACUAAAAUUGAUGUGCCACAAAAGUGUGAUUUUUAUUGUAGUGUAACCUGUGGUAUAGCAUUUAUAUUCCAAUGAUGUGUAUUUUCAGCUGCAAGAUCUGUUGUUUAACUUAUUGGGAACAUCCUCAUUUUGUCAUCAGCAUUUGAGAGCUGUAGCAAAGCAUUUAAGUAACAGGUCUGAAAACAAGUGUUGUUUGCUGUUGAUGAACUAUUCAGUAUUAAUGAAUAUGCUAGUGGUUGUUUGUUAACAUAGCACAGUUAUCUUUUAUUUUCUAGAUCUGUAUGGUUACAAACCAACAAUUGUCAAUUAAUGUCAUAUAUAAAUAAUACAAUUAUUUUUUGUAAAGUGCUUGGUGUGUAGAAGUGACCAAAUAAAGCUCUAACAUUUGUGCAUCUGAAA
Schistocerca gregaria is the source of this 8137-nucleotide messenger RNA. Its product is annotated as UTP--glucose-1-phosphate uridylyltransferase-like. The transcript has a single exon. Gene Ontology annotation, biological process: glycogen metabolic process; UDP-alpha-D-glucose metabolic process. Bases 638 to 2179 code for a protein of 513 amino acids. Gene Ontology annotation, cellular component: cytoplasm. Lineage: Eukaryota; Metazoa; Arthropoda; Insecta; Orthoptera; Acrididae. The record is from RefSeq and is a predicted model, not a curated record. Gene Ontology annotation, molecular function: UTP:glucose-1-phosphate uridylyltransferase activity.